This is a messenger RNA of Hordeum vulgare subsp. vulgare (domesticated barley), 1180 nucleotides long. Its product is annotated as psbP domain-containing protein 6, chloroplastic. The transcript has 3 exons. NCBI's taxonomy places the organism in Eukaryota, Viridiplantae, Streptophyta, Magnoliopsida, Poales, Poaceae. The record is from RefSeq and is a predicted model, not a curated record. Bases 98 to 922 code for a protein of 274 amino acids.
GAAAAAUGCGAGCAGGCCAAAUAUCACACUCGUCUGGAUAAGAGCGGCCGUUCUUCCGGCCCUCCCGCGCGCGCGAACCCGUGGCCCUCGCGCGCUCAUGGCUUCUUCCUCCUCCUUCGUCUUCUCCCCGCUCCUGCGGCCUACGCUCCGGCUGCCGGUCGCCUCCUGCGCCACGCGCUACUCUGCUCCCCACGCUGUGUCCGUGGACAACGCCGCCGCUGCCACACAACCGGCGCCUCUCGCGGUUGUUGCUGGCCACGCCCACAGGAGGGAGCUGGUGGUGGGGACGGCGCUCGGCGCGCUGCUCUCGGCGACUUCGCUGCCCGCAGGGGCGCGUGAGGUCGAGGCCGGCAAGUACCUGCCGCCGGCGCCGUCCAGCCCGGGCUUCGUGUUCUUCAAGGCCACCGCCAAGGACACCCCUGCCCUCCGGGCUGGCAAUGUGGAACCGUACGAGUUCAUCCUGCCGCCCACCUGGAAGCAGCUGCGAGUGGCCAACAUACUCUCCGGCAACUACUGCCAGCCCAAGUGCGCGGAGCCAUGGGUGGAGGUGAAAUUCGAGGACGAGAGGCAGGGCAAAGUGCAGGUGGUGGCCUCGCCGCUGAUCCGCCUCACCAACCGGCCGAACGCCACCAUCGAGGACAUCGGCAGCCCCGAGAAGCUGAUCGCCUCCCUCGGGCCUUUCGUCACCGGCAACACCUUGGAGCCCGAGGAGAUCAUCGAGACCUCUGUCGAGAAAAUCGGCGACCUAACUUACUACAGCUAUGUGCUGGAGACUCCACUGGCGCUGACGGGCUCUCACAAUCUGGCCAAGGCCACGGCCAAGGGGAACACGGUGGUGCUCUUCGUCGCGAGCGCCAGCGACAAGCAGUGGCAGUCGUCGCAAAAGAUUCUGAAGGCUAUGGUAGAUUCAUUCCAAGUAUGAUUCGCAGCAAGUGCAUGCAGGCUUGUCUUGGAGACCUGGACACGGGUUUGCUUGUUACUCCUACAUCUGAACCCUGGGUAUUUCCACGAGAGAAACUAGUACUAUUACAGUAUUACUUGUUUUUGAGGCUUGGAACACUUGUAAUGAGCUACUUGACAAACUAAGGUCACAAUAAGCUUUGCAAUGGCUUAUUAUAGAGGUUAAUCCAAUGUACACAGUUAUGAGGAUAAAUUGUUCUUUUCUUCCAAACACCAAAAA